Molecule: messenger RNA, 1269 nt
Organism: Centruroides sculpturatus (bark scorpion)
Lineage: Eukaryota; Metazoa; Arthropoda; Arachnida; Scorpiones; Buthidae
Exons: 7
Coding region: 1-1068 (355 amino acids)
Source: RefSeq, a predicted model, not a curated record
AUGCUGCGCCAAUUUGGAUUAGUUAUCGUCGUCGCUUCGUUUUUUUCUACCGGGAGUGCCCAAAAUCGCCCGGUGACCCUCGGUGACAUUUUGACAGUUUUUCGGUAUCAAAAUUCGGCCUGCACAGGAGAUAAUGGAGACGAGGGAGUUUGCAUGAGUUACGCAGAGUGCGUCAGAAGAGACGGUGCGACUAUUGGAUCGUGUGCCAGGGGAUUUAGCUCGUGCUGCUUGUUUAAAUUCACGUGCGGAGGAGUCACUAAGCAGAACGAAACCGUUUUCGUUAAUCCCAAUUAUCCGAGCGUCGAGAAUGGAACGGACACGUGUCAAGUGACCAUCGAGAAGUUGGAAAACAUCUGUCAAGUCAGACUGGAUCUGAUCGAGUUCAACCUGUCCCAACCGGAUGAAAAUGGACAAUGCACUACAGAUUCUUUUAUGGUUCGUACCACUGUCGGAGCCAGACUGCCCAUCAUGUGUGGAGUCAACAAGGGACAACACCUGUACGUGGAUAUGGGUAGAGGUUCCGGAAAUCCAGUAGUCCUCAGUGUUGUUAGCAAUGGAGAUAAGAUGUCACGAAUGUGGAAAAUCAAAAUAACCAUGAUCGAAUGCGGAAGUUUAGACAUGGCUCCUUCGGGAUGCCUUCAGUACUAUCGUAGUCCCAGCGAAUUGGUACGCAGCUUUAAUUAUGGAACUUUACAGAGAAACAAAGUGAGGUACCUGAGUAACUUGAGAUACACGGUUUGCGUCAGAGUAGAAGAGAAUUUCUGCUCCAUAAAAUGGGAAACGGAAUCACCUGGUUCGUUUUCGUGGGGUCAGCCAUUCGACGGGGGUUACAGCGGAACAGUGUGCAACGAAGAUGACUUCAUAGGUAUAGAUCAAGGUUCAAUCAGUGGAUACGGAUCGGGAGAAGACAGAUUCUGUGGCACCAGAUUGCUCACAACUAAUUCCGUUUUGUCUCGUAGCAAACCGUUCAUGCUGAAAGUCAGAAGCAAUAACAAUGCAAGAUUAAAUGCCAAUCACUCGCAAUAUGGAUUCUCUUUAAGAUACGUUCAGUUACCUUGUAUGAUCUAAUUUAAAUAUCGUGUGUUUUAGGACUGUUCAUCGAGACGGAAGAAGAAGAAAAUUAGUCACUUCACUACAAUCAUCAUCUACUUUAUUUAUUUAUCAAAGUAUUCAUUUAUAUUUAUUUCACAUUUUGUAUUAUUUAUAUAAUAAUAUAGAGGAAGACAGCAUAUUUUUUUCUCUCUCUCUCUCUCUCUGCGAAUUAAGAGA